Messenger RNA from Exophiala viscosa, 2481 nucleotides. RefSeq names its product MFS transporter. The record is from RefSeq and is a predicted model, not a curated record. Gene Ontology annotation, cellular component: membrane. The transcript is spliced from 3 exons. Lineage: Eukaryota; Fungi; Ascomycota; Eurotiomycetes; Chaetothyriales; Herpotrichiellaceae. Gene Ontology annotation, molecular function: carbohydrate:proton symporter activity. Gene Ontology annotation, biological process: carbohydrate transport; transmembrane transport. The coding region runs from base 471 to 2444 and encodes 657 amino acids.
UCUCGGAUCCGUGCCCUGACGUCUUUCGACCAAUCACAACGAUCUGUACUUUUGUUGGUUCAUCAGGCCGCCUCUAACUUGUCUCUCCUGAGGUUUUUGUUCCUGCAUCUUUCACCUACUAAAUAUCAUCGACUAGAAAUCCAAACAUCUCGGUUGAAUCUGACCAGCAAACUGGAUGAUCUGAGACGACGUCUUUGGAUAUCCCCGCAACGUAGCUCUGGAAGCUUGAGUGUCCGUCUUCGACGUCACCAGCUCCCCUGAUCUACUGCCACAGGUUUUCCCCGUCUUCCUGCGAAAGCUGUCUCAACCGCCUCCUGCUCCAUCUUGAAGCUCAGAGUCUGCUUGGUCGACAUGGUGUAAUCCAGCGGCAACGCCUUAACGUGUCCGACUUCCGCGGACAGUCUCGUGCUUCUAGGACUUUUCCCUCUAACGAGAUCACCUUGGCAUACGAAUAUGCGCGGCCUUUCAGCAUGGACCACCACAAUACAUCAAGGCCACGGCCAAAUAGCGAUGCCCGGACAAGUCAUGCGCAAGAAUACCUUCCUGCCGCACGACCUCUUCUAGCUGGUGAUGGCGAGGGCGUCGACGAUGGUGACCACGACGCCCAUCUUGAUGAUGAUGACGACGACGACAAAGACGAAGACAGUACUUCAACAGCCACAGAUAAUGACGACCCUGGCCAUGGUUCUGCACGAUCAGAGCCCAAAUGGCGCCAAGGGAAUUUCACGACCCGGAAACCAAACGACUAUCAACCCGGUCAUGAACCGCAAAUGACCGUCCGAGAAGCGAUGAGAGCUUACCCAAUGGCCAUAUUCUGGUGUCUUGCCGUGAGCAUGUGCAUCAUCAUGGAAGGUUACGACACGAUCCUGAUUGGCAAUUUCUUUGCCUUUCCUCAAUUCCAGCGUAAAUAUGGCACUUUCGUCGGCAUCACCGACCAAACUCGCUCGGGCUACCAAGUCUCUCCAUUCUGGAUGGCCAUGGUAGGCAACGCUUCAGGUAUAGGCGCGUUCUUCGGCACUUUGCUCACAGGCUAUCUGGUCGCUAUCUUUGGACAGAAGAGGGUUCUUAUCGGCGCAUUAGUAAUGCUCAGUCUCUUCAUUUUCAUCACUUUCUUCGCGCCGAAUAUAGGUGUAUUAUUCGUCGGUCAAAUCCUGUGUGGCUUGCCGUGGGGUGUGUUCGCGACGACGGCGCCCGCUUACUCUAGUGAGGUCUUGCCUACUGAACUCCGGGUUUUUGGCACGUCCUGGACCAACAUGUGCUUUAUCAUCGGACAGUUGAUCAGCGCGGGCGUGUUGAGGGUGUGUUUGGAACGGGAGGAUCAAUGGGCUUAUCGGAUUCCGUUUAGUGUGCAGUGGAUUUGGCCUGCCAUCUUGGUGCCGGUGUUGUGUUUUGCGCCGGAAAGUCCGUGGCAUCUUGUUAGGGUGGGGAGAUUGGAGGAUGCAGAGACAUCUUUGAGAAAGCUGCGGCGCGGAUCGUCGUCGUCGGCUACUGCAGCAGCAACAGCGGGAAAUGUUCCGACAGUCAAACAAGCCCUCGCGGCGAUCGUCCAUACUAAUGCUUUAGAGGAGGAUCUCAGCGUCGGCACAUCCUAUUUCGACUGCUUCUCUGGCUUUGAGCUACGCCGCACGGAAAUCGCGUGCGUUUGUUUCGCAGGGCAAGUCCUCUCUGGCGCGUCAUUCGCUUACAACGCAUCAUAUUUCUUCGAACAGGUCGGCUUGGCCGCUGAGACGACAUACAGCUUGAACUUGGGCGGUACGGGUCUCGCGUUCGUGGGGACAUUGGUCAAUUGGUUCUGUCUGAUGCCCUACUUUGGACGACGGAGAAUUUACCUGGUUGGCAUGCUCGUCAUGGCGGCGGAACUGUUUCUCAUCGGUCUACUCAAUGUCUUCAGCUCCACGAUCCCGUUUGUGGCGAUGGUACAGGCUGGGUUGACACUAGUGUGGACAUUCACGUACCAGUUGAGUGUCGGACAGCUUGGAUGGGCUUUAUCCGCCGAAGUGGGGAGCACCAGACUCCGACAGAAGACGGUCUGUCUGGCCCGGAAUGCGUAUUACAUUUGCAGUGUGGCUGCGGGGGUGUUGCAGCCUUACUUUAUGAAUCCCGAAGCGUUGGAUCUCAGAGGGUAUACGGGGUUUGUGUGGGGGACGACGGCUUUGAUUACGUGUCUGUGGGCGUAUUUUCGGCUGCCGGAGACGAAAGGACGAAGUUAUGAGGAGUUGGAUGUGCUUUUUGCGAGGAGGGUGGAUGCGAGGAAGUUUGCGAGCACGAAUGUUGAUGCGCUCGAAGGGCGGAGGCCAAAUGGGACAACGACGUUUGCUGACAGUAUUGAGAUGGAGAGGACAAGUGCCGGGCAGAGGCACAUCGAAGACAACGGUGGGCCGUCUGGAGGCAGACACAGUGUCGAGGACGAUACGGCUGGGCUACUGGCCAGAGAUGCGGAUUAAGCGAAGGAUGCACAUAGGCAAUAGUCUGGUGAGUCAU